Molecule: messenger RNA, 855 nt
Organism: Aspergillus niger
Lineage: Eukaryota; Fungi; Ascomycota; Eurotiomycetes; Eurotiales; Aspergillaceae
Exons: 5
Coding region: 1-855 (284 amino acids)
Source: RefSeq, a predicted model, not a curated record
AUGACCGAUUCUCGAGAUAGCACUUACAAUAAAUCCACAUGGGAAGUCAAGUUUGCAGCGCGGGCAGCUGGCUCAAGUAGACUCAAGAUCAGCAUGGUGUACCAACUCGCCAUGGCUAAUCUAGCACAGCGGAAAGCAGCUGAGAAACGAAUCGUCGAACCACCCAUAUCGAAAGGAUUUACAAAAUAUAUAUCCCAAGAACCAGUACUAGGUACGGCAAGUGGCGGCUCUCAAUGGGAACUCUCCUGUGGUUACCAGUGCUAUCAAUUUAGUUCAGUUCAAAAACGAGUGGGUGAGAUCCCAGGUCCAGCGGGGAUCCAGAUUGGUUUGUCGACAACAGUGACUGGACGGUUGAAGGGAUGGAUCACCUCUAGUGGUGAAUCUUCAGCCCACUGGGCGCAUAGGGAUCCAGCACAUGCCAUGAUCACCGGUGGUGGACACAUUCCAAUCAUUUGUUGGUAUGUCUCCUUCAGAGGACUGGGCCAAGGCACGGGGCAAGGGAGGGGAAAAGAAGGACCACAUUCAAGUUUGGGGGACACUGAAUCGUGGUUGCAAGGCAGACCUGCAAAUUGUGCCUGGGCGCUUGAUUUGUUGUUUGCUCCCUGGGCCCAAUUAUCGGGCAGAUCAUUUCAGCCAAUGGUUUCUCCACAUGCCUCGGCGUUCAGGGGUCCAUCUUUUGAGUGGUUUCAUUGGCUGCUGCUGUGUAACGGUCCGGAAAACCUCAUAUUCACCUUAAAGCUUGGCAAUGAACCUAAACACAGUGAAUUAGAGAAAAACUUACUAGAUAUAUCUGCUAUUAGACGUGGCAAAGCUUUCCUGAAGGGCUCGGGAUUUCUCGGCUUGGCUCAGCCAUAA